Molecule: messenger RNA, 4050 nt
Organism: Phytomonas sp. EM1
Lineage: Eukaryota; Euglenozoa; Kinetoplastea; Trypanosomatida; Trypanosomatidae
Source: the annotation of a GenBank genome assembly
AUGCAACCUAUGAGAAAGACCACACCAGGCGGUGAUACGGGGAAUCAUACUGGGAAUUCACGUGUAUUUCGAUCGGGUAUGGUCUCGGCGUUCUCCAGUCGCGGUCCUACAACAACGGAGCUGCCUUUAGGGGCGGGGCGCAUGAAGCCGGAGGUGGUGGCGGUGGGGGAACGCGUUUGCGCUUUAGAGGCUGUACGAAUGGGGAGGAACGGUGGGGAGUUCACGACAGAUUUUCACCCGGCUUCGAAACGCGAAGAAAUAACCGCCCAAACGUCUAUAAGGACCCCCAACCACGCGGUGGAUGACGGAGCUGCUUUCGAUACUGCGGGCGAGACGUGGGCGGAGUCUUGGACGCUAGUGAGCAACCGCUCCGGUACAAGCAUUGCCGCUGCCCUCGUCGCAGGUGCUGUGGUGUUAUGCAUUGAAGCACUUCAGCAACCAAACCUCGUAUCACAUCCAACACCAUCUUUACCCACUAAAAUAAAUAUCGCGCUAAUCAAAGAGAUUCUUAUCAAAACUGCUAGACGCCUUACACCACCGGCAAUGAAGCAAGUGAGGGAAAAAGAAGGUGCAUGGUACUUCGCUACACGACGCAAUCUUUUCAGGAGCAAUUCAUCUACUGCCCCCGUUAACGCCGGGGAUGCUCUUAUGCGUACGUACACCGAUUACCUCCAUCUGUUACAGUAUAGCAUGGUAGCUCAAGGAGCGGGUGAAAUUCAACCCGACCGCGCUCUCGUCCUAAUCGAGGCGCGUACUAAGCGAUUCCAGCGAGAAGCGAAUGACGCAACUUCACGAGAGGUGGAAAGAGAUCGCAAAUCUGCGCAAGAUCACCAUCGUCAUGAUGAUGAUGAUGAGCAUCAUAACGAUGGUGAGUUGUCUGCUGCGGAACGUCUUACUCUCGCUGGAUGGGUGGUUUUCCCGCCGCGGCUAGACGUGCAAACCAAUGACUUUUGUAAGUAUGGAAACUGUCAAGCUGAGAGAGCCGAUUGUCUCUACCACUGGCCGCACUGCGAACAGGCGCUCUAUCUCGGCGCGGCGCCGAAAGUAUUUAAUCUGACGCUGCACGUCGCCGGCUGCGCAAAUGCUACCCUAUUGCAAUGCAACGAUAGCAAUAUCAACAGCAAAGAAGAAAAACGAGAGAAAAUGCAAUCGAAGGUGGAUAAUGAUGUCUCUCGUUUCAAAGGGCACUUUGAAUCUGAGGCUUUGGAGCGUCGUGGAUGGAGCUACACUAUUGAUGAUGUGGUUGGCUAUAAAGCUGUAGAUGGGGGAUUUUGCGAUCCUUUUCAUCGUGAUCAUGGUGGCAAGGAAGAAAAACGAAAUUGUUAUAGAACGUUCUCGCUAAAUCAUUCGAUUUUACAGUCUUCUUUAGCGAUCCCUAAGCUUAAUAUUCAGGUGGAUGCCACAAGGAAGCUGCACGCUCACACGGGCACCGUAUCUGUUAUGAUUCAAGCAUUCCUUCCUAAUCGCAGCGAAUGCCAGGAUAACAAAAACAGCGAGAAUCGUAAAUCUCCCCCUAACUCUGAGUGUGGGGAUAAUAUUGUUGGCAUCAGAAGGAAGCAAAGCAAUUCCAUUCUUCCGAAUCCAUACGUGCAAAUUGAUAUGCGUGGGAAAAUUAUGCUCGUUUACUCGUGCAGUAAGGCACCCUGCGCGCUCGCUAUGAAAGCGCGAACCCCUUUUCUAACACACAUCACCAUUCCAUUUGUCGUUUCCAUCAAGACUAAAUCGCCUUCACGUUUGCGACGUCUGAUUAUCGAUACUUCACAUCUGCGGUUGAAUUCUUUAGAUUAUUCGUCGUCGUCAUCCUCAACCUUUUCACAAGGUAAUUCAUUUUCAACCGUUGGGGGUGAUGGAAAUUUCUACAAGGCGGGGGGUGGUUUUACCAGGGCUUCAUCGGCUUCCCGUGCGAACCCUAGACCUUUUGUUAAUCAUCCACACGCAAAUCUCGCUUUGCUCUUUCUCUUUUUAACCCGAGAGCUGGGAUUUUAUGUGGAUUUCUUCUCCAUUUUGAUCCCACAGUCCUUUUCCUCAUCGAGCUUGGAAUGUAAGCGCGAAGGUGAAAUGGCUUGGAUGACAGAUUACCUUUCUUCCGUGGGCACCCUGCUAAUCGCGCACCAGUGGCUGCCGAUGCUGCCUUCUGUACGACGUCUUAUCACCUCGGCGAUUCGGUCUGAUACCAAUCGUGGUGGUUUAAACGUAAUUUUAAUUACCGACUGGAUGAACCCUCCAGCCGCGACGCAUUUUUUUCGAAGCUCUGACGAGCAUAAGGCAAGCAAAGAUAUGAAUAAGACUAGUCCAGCUUUUUCUAUUUUCGAAACAAGACAGAACUACGCUCCCAUAUCUGAAGAGGUGAGCAGCGAUCCAGACUUUUUUUCUAAGCUGUGUUCUAUAGUUGUUACGGCUGAGGCUUGUUGUGGUAAUGCCUCUGAACAACGUUCUUUCCACCCGAUCAUGCCAUCUUCACCCGUUACUGGUGAGUGUUCAACGUGUGAUUGCGGUUUGAAAAGCUCCCGCGUUUUCUCCCUCAACCGUUGGGUGAAGGAGUUGAUCCAUAAAGAUACGGGAGCCCGAGAUAAAAAUCAAUCCAACCCAUGUCAUAAUCGAGAAAAGUGCCCCCUAAUACCCCACACCGCAAUGAUCCCCGAACUUAGCGAGGUGGAUGUGCGUCCUGGGUUGUGGAUGACAUCACUCGAUUUGCGCCCGCCAUUCCCUUGUGGUGGGGUUCAAAAAGGCUUUAGAGGGCGACGGGAGGCUGCUCAUGCUCCGGAGCGGUGGCGCUCUAUUGGCGAAUUCCGCGCGGGAGGGAUUCUUCGUUUGGUGAGCAAUCCCAUCACGCCCGGCAGCGCGCCUGACAAACUCACCGAACCCCUACAACCCGCCGCGUAUGAUUUACUCCUCUGUGGUGGCUACGAUCCCUGGAAAAAGUCGCGACAGCCGUGGGGCAAACGCGAAUUCUCCGGAAAAGAACCUCCUCCCCCCAUUUCUUCAUCUCAAGGGACGAUUGGAAUCUUGUCGUUCCCUUCGUUUUCUUAUUCUGCGGGGGAGGUAGGGUUUAUGACGGAUAGCUAUUGCCUCUCCGCCUCCACGCCGAAGGUUCAACGACUGUUCACGCAACUCCUUCAGGUUUAUGUGGCCCAUCACGUGGAUUUUGCCGAACUUCACGACGAAGGCCUUUACUUUUUUAACCCGCAGAACGACCUGAUUCGACGCCUGCAUCAGUCCGAAGGCGUUCAAUCCACCACCUGUCUGGAGCUCCUUAAAGAACUUUUUUACGCCGUAUUAGCGAAGCAUCACGGGUGGUUUUCUCCAGUCCGUGAAGGUAAUCCUGUGGGAGCGCGGGCAGGGGUGUAUCCACCCCCCUGCCGGGUGGCGGUUGGGAUGUUUGAUCAUGCUUUUCUCGAUAAAAAGCGCCUCGAUGAAAAUACGCAAAAACAAGAUGUGGAUGAAGAAGAAUUAUCCACCCCUAAUCGAUCUCACGCCUUUCUGGAGGAGACCUUCCCGUACGAGGAGGUGGAGCUGAUGCAUCACAUUCUUCAGAGCUCGUCAUCAGAUCAGAUGCAGGUGGGGAUUCUUGUCAAUUCGAUGUUGCAUCGAUCCCCUUUUGUGCGUUUCACGCAGAUGAGCUUUGCGGGUGAGAUCCCAUCUUGUGAUCGGGAUGUUUCCGUGGAGGGGAGUGUGGGCAACCCUCGCGAGGAAUUCUCACGAUCUUCUUUAUUAAGCACCGCACGUGAGGAGGAGGAGGAGUUUCUACAACAUUUAGGAACCCCCUACAACGACGAUCCCGCCGCGGCAGUCCUUUCUUCGCCCGCUCGAAACGCAAAUCAGGGAGGGGGCGUUGACUCCUGUGGCCGGCUUCCUCCCACCGCAUUCUUGGAAAGAAAUCCAGAAUGGGGGUUGGGAUUGAAAAGGAUGGCAGAAAAAGCAGGAUUUCGCGUCGUGGGGGCUUUCCUGCUAGUGAUUUUCAUCGCCUUUUUCGUUCGAGGAGGUCGGUUCUGCGCGGGGAUGCGGCGACGACCGCCAUCCCCCACGCCGCGGCGGGUGGCGACCAUUUAA